GGGAAACAUGCCUUGAUGCUUCGAACCGCGGCGCCCUGUUGCUUAUAAAACUUCUUGACAACCCCAUGAUUCUUCCUUCAGCACUAUCACCGAUAUAACUGCCAUUAUGUUGAACGCCAUUACAAAGCAGGGAAACAUUGUGCCCAAGUCGAAUAUUGAAAUCCUCAACCAAGAAAUAGACGAUGACGAAGGACUAUACCGCAUUCGGGCCGGUAACCGUGUACAUUAUGUUACAAUUCCUGGCUAUGCGAGUUCCAAUCGCAUUUUCGAUGAAGACAAGCUCUGUAGGCCAUACCUUCUUGUGCCAGAACUUCCCCCAUUCCCGGACGCAGACUGGACGAAGAUGAGGCUUUCUCUCGGCCCGGACGGCAGCGUUCAAUCGGAUAUUUCUUUCGAACCACUGGACAAGGUCGAAUCCACCUGGCAUCCACGACACAUCGACGUUCUUUCGUUGAAGCGCAUCAAAUAUCACAAGCAACGCGUUCGAGAGGUCGAAUAUCAGGACAAGACUGCCAUAUCCAAAAUUGCCGUUCUGCAGUGGCUCGUUCCGCAACUCGAGCACGAGACUAGGACGUACGAAGCUUUGACCAGGUUGCAAAGUCCUGACGAGGUCCGAAUAACCCCCGAACGCAAGUUGCACCAGUUGGGGUUUGUCCAUGGAGACGCCAAUCGCUACAACUUUAUUGUCGAGCGGUCCACUGGGAACGUCAAGAUGAUUGACUUUGAGCAUGCUGAGCAAUAUGAUGAGAAGGCGGGGAAGGCUGAAAUUCAGAAACUGGCAUCUGAGUUGACAGAUGACUCAGGGCGAGGUGCACCUGUUACUUUCAACUAUCGUUAG
This is a messenger RNA of Fusarium oxysporum Fo47, 838 nucleotides long. RefSeq lists its product as uncharacterized. Bases 107 to 838 code for a protein of 243 amino acids. The transcript is spliced from 2 exons. The record is from RefSeq and is a predicted model, not a curated record. NCBI's taxonomy places the organism in Eukaryota, Fungi, Ascomycota, Sordariomycetes, Hypocreales, Nectriaceae.